AAAGGCAUCACGUGAGAAACGACCAAAAAAGCAGUCACCACUUCAUUCUGAAAUUGUGAUAACCAUGAAAGGAAGUUAAGUUUGAAUUGAGAGAGUAAGCAAGGAAAAAGAAAAUGUUCAUAAGCCUUCAACUAGACUCAACUCAUAGAGUCAUUAUAGCUUUGAAACUCUCAUAUCUGCUGCUAUUUCUCUUUUCUUCAAUUCCUAAUGCCCUAGGCUACACUAGCAGAGCUCAUAUCUUCAUUUAUGCUGGCUGCUCUCAAGAAAAAUACCAACCAAACACACCCUUUGAAGCCAACCUCAACUCCUUAUUGUCUUCAGUUUCUGUCUCAUCUUCUGAGAAUUCUUACAAUAGCUUUGCUAUUGGAAAUGGAAGCUCGUCACCACCAGAGGGAUCCAUAUAUGGCUUAUACCAGUGCAGGAGUGAUUUGAGGCCAAAGGAAUGCUCAAAAUGUGUUAAAAGUUGUGUUGACCAAAUAGGCUUGGUCUGUCCCUUGGCACUUGGAGCAUCUCUGCAACUUGAAGGCUGUUAUAUCAGAUAUGAGCAUGUUGAUUUCCUUGGAAAACCUGACACAAGCCUUUGGUACAAGAAGUGCAGUAAAGCAGUGACAAGUGAUGCUGAGUUCUUGAGGCGUAGAGAUGAUGUUCUUUCUGAUUUGCAAGCAGCUAAUGGAUUUGGAGUCAGUAGUUCUGGUUUUGUUGAAGGGUUUGCACUGUGUUUGGGAGAUUUGAAUGUGGCUGAUUGCUCCUCCUGUCUUCAAGCAGCAGUUGGAAAGCUUAGGAGCAUUUGUGGUUCAGCAGCAUCGGCUGAUGUGUUCUUGGCACAAUGUUAUUCUCGCUACUGGGAAGCUGGCUACUAUGAUCAAGCAGAAUCUUCUGAUGAGGAUGACCAAGUGGGAAAAUCAGUUGCCAUUAUUGUGGGAGUGCUUGCUGGUUUAGCCGUUAUUGUCGUCCUUCUCUCAAUCUGCAAAAGAGCAUUUGGCUAAAAAAUGUGGAGAUGGGAAGAAGAGUGUAAUCAUUUCAAAAUAUAUGCAAAUGGAAAUGGUUGAUAAAAAGUAUUUUAUGGAAGUUCUUUUUUCACUUUUGUGCUAUUAUUAUUAUUAUUAAUAAUAAUAUUAUUAAUAAAUUAUGCUUCUUUUAGAAGAUGGACGUAAUCUUGUGGAUCCGUAAAGUGGAUGUCUCGCCACCUUCAAGAAAAGGCUGCAAAAUCACUUGAUCUCGUGAUCUUACAAAAUGGGAUCAUUCUUUUUGAUAAAAAUAAACUUAUUUAUUGCUUUACUGCUAUAGUGUGCAUUUAUUUUUUAUUUGUCUAUCUGUCUCGUUAAUUAAAUGUUCUUCUUAAGAGGGAAAUGUAGAUUUUGUGUGUUUUUAAAUUAAAGGCAAUAAUUAUUGAU
Vigna umbellata (rice bean) is the source of this 1394-nucleotide messenger RNA. RefSeq names its product plasmodesmata-located protein 8-like. Gene Ontology annotation, cellular component: plasmodesma. Lineage: Eukaryota; Viridiplantae; Streptophyta; Magnoliopsida; Fabales; Fabaceae. The record is from RefSeq and is a predicted model, not a curated record.